Penicillium lagena is the source of this 1881-nucleotide messenger RNA. Its product is annotated as Zn(II)2Cys6 transcription factor. Lineage: Eukaryota; Fungi; Ascomycota; Eurotiomycetes; Eurotiales; Aspergillaceae. Gene Ontology annotation, biological process: DNA-templated transcription; regulation of DNA-templated transcription. The record is from RefSeq and is a predicted model, not a curated record. The coding region runs from base 1 to 1881 and encodes 626 amino acids. The transcript has a single exon. Gene Ontology annotation, molecular function: DNA-binding transcription factor activity, RNA polymerase II-specific; zinc ion binding; DNA binding.
AUGGUCGCGGAUCAAGCACCCCGAAAUGGGCGAGUGCCGCGCGACCGCUCACGACUCGUAUGCCAUCGUUGUCACACUCGUAAAGUCAAGUGCGACUUGAUCUUGCGACUCCAGAAGGGUGGCAUGUGCACGAAUUGUGAAAAACGCGCCGAGCCCUGUCAACGGAGGGAACAUAAAAGGACACAGAGCGAAUACAUCCCGCCAUCACAAGCCCCCACACAAGCAGGUCUAUCACCGCAGUGUAGUCUCGGGACGACACCGCCAGAUCCUUCGUUCAGUGACCAGACCGCCGGGCCAGGGGCCGCUAGGCACAGUCUGCAUACGAAUCUGUCGGCAAAUGGAACGUCUGCCGCAUCAGACAACCUGGGAUAUAUCGGAGAAUUCUCGGUCUUGUCAAAUCAUGGACCGCUGCCUUCCGAGGCCUCGACCGUUGUCGGGUCUUUUGCUAGGUCACUCGAGGAACAAAUAUUGGUUGCCACGGGAGCAGACCAGUUACCAACCCAAUCAAAGAUCGUCGCCCUCACUGCAACCUAUUUCAAGUAUCUUUACCACAGAAUUCCGGUUGUGAAUCACCAGGACGUCGUCCCUACAUGUCCAUCUACCCUUCUUCAGCAAUCCCUGUGCCUGGCGGGAUCCAUUCUCCGUCAUCCAAAGUCAACCAAGAGCCUUGUGGAGAGCGAACAAUUCUACUCGAGAGCAAAAGCACUUUUCUUCAUAAACCACGAACGCGACCCGAUCACCAUACUGAAGGCGUUGUGUCUACUCACGUUGUGGAAUGUCACUCCUCCUGCCGUGGUAACGAUCGACAACGGCUGGAAUUGGCUGGGUCUUGCCAUCCGUUUCGCCUUUCAAAUUGGACUUCAUCGGGAAUCAACGUACUCGCAAAGGUCUGCCCCUGGUUGUGCUCGCAGAAUAGCGUGGUUUCUCUAUGCGCAAGACAAAUUGCAUGCGUUCUGCUUUGGUCGACCCCAAAUGAUCAAGUCGCAAGACUUUGAUUUACACCCACCGCGGGUUACAGACUUUGAACACCCUGAAAAUGGCCAAGCUCGUUUGUUCGUUCUCUAUGCAAACCUGACUACCAUUUUGGAGAAGAUGUUGCCCCUUCAGCAUCGAGAACUUUCGAACAGUUCAGAAGAAGCUCUAUCUGUUCUCUCGGACUUGAAGAAUUGGGUUGCAAAUAUCCCACCGGAUAUUCGACUAUUUGACGAUCAAGGCAACAGGGUCUACGAACGUGGUUUCUACGAGAUCCUUACUUGGUACUUCACUUGUAUUAUCACAUUUUUUCAUGUUCACGGCCGACUUUUUCAUCCUUCAGCCACAUCCACAAUAACCUUGGUGGCGUCGUCAUGCAUCAUCCGCCUCUAUCAAGAGAUGGACUACCGAGACGACAUUAAUUACCUCAUGUCAAUUAAUAAUUGGUCCAUGAUGGUAGCUUCGCUUCCACAGCUCAGUAGCCUCCGCAACGAAAGCCUCGGCAUUAAUCCCGGGGACAAAGAUUGGCGUCCCGAUUCACAAUCAUUGGAGGAACUAGAUAUUCUUCUGGAGAUCCUCACUCAAAGAAUAUUGAAGUUCCCCGGUGCAAAGGCAAUAGUCGAAAGAAUUCUGCGCUGUAAAGCCGAGAUAUUAUCACAUGGUCGCUCAAUAAAUCCAGUACCGGGGCUUGAAGACCCAGGCAGAGCUUCGUGGGACCCAACUUGGAGAGCAUACAUUACUGUGCCGAGAGUAUACGAAUUAUUUCCCUUCAAGAAGGAAUUGAGUCCGAGGAUGGAGCUGCUGUCCAACACGGAAACGGAUGACUUUGCAAACCGACUCUUUGAAAAUUGCACGGACUGGUCAAUAGAGAACCUUCUGAGUCUAGAUAGUUUGAACUCAUUUGUCUGA